UUUCAAGGUGAUGCUUGUUCUAGUACAAAAUAUAUUCAGGCAUAUGUUUGUUGCGUUUUCAUAUCUCCUCUGUGUAUUUAUAUAAACUUUUUAAUUCUGCCUUUUCUCACCAGAUUUGUCAGAAGACGUAAUGGUUGUGUGAUGCAAAAAGAUCACCUUAUUUUAUAAUGCUGUGUGUAUACGGAUACGGUUAGCGUUCCGGUGAUAAAAAUGAUAAAGCUUAAAGUGGCCUCUAUGGCUCAGUAUCAAGUGCACUGGCUUCUAAAGCGGAAGGCCUUGGGUUAAAACCACAUAUGAAAUAACCACUAGCUUUUAAGAUGACACUUAAAUUAAGUAGGAUAUCAUUAACCGGGCCGACUAUAAAUGAAAUUAGAUACAAACAAAAGCAUACAAUGAUUAUUUUAAAAAGUAAGUGUCAUACUCAAUUUUCUUUUGAGCUAAAUCAGCACAUGCACUAAUUAAAAAUACUACUUUGUCUACAUUUAAUGCUGGUAAAACAUUAUCUGUAUUUUGUAACAUGGGUAUUAUUAACAAAGGCCAACAGAACAUAGAGAACAACAGUAAUUAACGUAUCGUACCCAUAUAAUUUCAAUGUUAUUUGGCAUAAUGAGAUAUUUAUCUUUUAUUUCAGACAAAGUCAAUUAAAAGAAGUGAUUUAAAUGAAGUGUUAUUUGAAAAGUUCAGAAUUGCUCAACAGGAACAAAUCAGUGCGGCUGCGUCACACGAUCCUGAUCAAAUUGAUGUCUUUCAAGAAUUAAAAGAAGUUCCAGUAGAAAUUAAGGAUGACCCAUAUACUAUCAAUCUGUACAGAAAGGCCCUUCAAGAUGGAAGAGAACUAGAUCAUUCAAUUCGGAUAAACAUCGUUGGGAACUUUUCUCAGGGAAAAACAUCUCUUGUACGAAGACUGAUUGGACAGACUGUUGAUGAUGUUAAAAUGACCAACGGAAUAGACAUAGACCGUUAUCAUUGCGAACACACUAGGGAUGGCGCUUUUUUAUACAGAAAAGUAAGCCUUACAUCGGAUGGUCGGGAUUUUAUAAGUCGCAUAAUUUCAAUUGCGCAGUCAAUUGAGGCAAAAAGAAAAGAAAGUGUAGCCUCUGAUGGUAGUACUUCUGAAAACGAGGAAGGCGGCAUUCCGGAUGAAUCAGAUGUUGAUUUUUCCAAAGAUAUUGAGAAAAAUGAGGAGUUGCAGUCAUUUCUACGCGAGAUUAGAUCAGGUAAAAUGUCCGAAGAAUCAGAUUUAAGAGAGCAAUUGUAUAUAUGGGAUUUUGGCGGUCAGUAUGUAUUUUAUGCAACACAUACAAUGUUCCACUGUUCAAGGGCAAUUUAUCUACUCGUAUUUGAUCUUUCACGUAAACUAGAAGAUAACAUUAAGGAUGAAUUGUUUCCGACAGAAACCGGUGAUAAAACAAUGGAAUAUUUCAUAAAAUUUUGGAUGAAUUCAAUUCAUGCAUUCGUAGGAUCAAGUGAUGCCUCACAUCCGCCAGUAAUUUUGGUGGGUACCCACAAAGAUAAAUUGGAAGGAGACGACGAGAUAAAACGAAAGACUGCAAGCGCAUAUUUUAAUAAAGUCAGAGAACUGUUUGAUGACACUGACGUACACAAUCAUAUUCAAAUAGAUGAUUUCGCCAUCGAUAACACAUCCCCAAAUGAUGAAGAGAUCAUUAAUUUGAGAAAAUUGAUUAUCAUCAUUGGCAAGCGUAAAGAAUUUAAAGCAGAAAUUCCGGCUAAGUGGAUUCCAUUAGAAAAAUCAUUAAAUAAAUUGACCCACGAAAAUAUUAUUACAUUUGAUGAAGUGAAGGAAAUAGAUGCAAAAAAUGAAUUUUCACUUGGUGACGAAGAACAGAUCAAACUGUUUUUGCAGUACCACCACAUUAAAGGAACAUUGGUAUAUUUUGACGAAGAUCCAAUUUCAGGGCAUAUAGUUUUAAAUCCACAAUACUUAGUAGAUGCCUUUAAAUGCAUCAUAACGUCCCAAAGAUUUUGUAACAAUGAUCCUACAAUUCGUCCAUUAUGGAAAAAGUUGAUGAACAAUGCAAGAUUAGAAACUGGAUUGAUCGAACACCAGUGGAGUCAGAAUAAAGACAAAUCGUUUCUGGAGAAUCAAGACAUUCUUCUAGCCUUUUUAAAGAAACAUUGUAUUAUAUCUGAAGCAAUGGCUUUUGACGAGAACAGUUAUACGUCAAGCGGACUUGGCUGGUUUGUUGUACCUAGCCUUCUAAAGCAUCAUUGUUCUCCAACUCUCAUUGAUGAUUUUCUGAACGGCAAAAAGCAGUCAUUGAUUCGACUUGCCUUCCGUUUCGGUAACUCUUCAGUUAUUCCAACUGUGUUUCACCGCCUAGUAGCAGCGAGUCUAGGAAAAUGGUCUGUCGUGACAUUCAAGAGAAAACAUUUGCUUUUUGAAAACCUUGCAGUGUUAAGGUUGGAUAUCGAACAUGUUGGACUAAUUGAAAUGGAUUUGCCAGAAAUGACUAUAGAAUUGGUACUUGUAGGUUUGAUUGGAAAAGUUACAUUGGGGGAUUUUUUCCGGCGGUUCACGGAAUCUUUAUGUAAACAUGAGCUAGGAAGACAACCUAGGUACAAAGGAGAAUAUAUAAAGCCUUACUCCUUUGGUUACAGAUGCAACCACGAGAGUCAUGGUCAAGAAAAAUGCCGGUUAAUGGAUAUAUCAGAUUUAAAAGACAGAAAGGAAGUACCUUGCGAAGACUAUGGAAAUCAUAAAAUACAAGUACAUGAGGCAAAAUCAGAAUGGUUUCUUCCAGAUGACAUUGAAACGACAAAUAUUCCGUGUAAUAAGCUGUCAGACAAGGACAUUGGAAAAGUAUCUCAAGCUUUAGGAAAGAACUGGGAGUUUCUAGCACUGACGUUAGGUGUCACACAAGUGCAGAUCGACAACUUAAAACAAGACAAUCACAGCACUGUCAUGACCAUAUACGAGAUGCUCCGAUUAUGGCAUCGGCAGACAGGAGAAAGAGCGACUUUACAUUCACUUGUAGAAGCAUGUCAAAGUGUACCAACGUUGACAGUAGACUGGGAUGAGUUUAGGAACAUAAUUGAUGAAAUGCAAAGUGAACUAAUAACUCAUUUCUGAGUUAAUAAUAAUGAUAUUCAAGUGAGUAACCGUUCUAGAAAUAACAAUGCAAGUACUGUCAUUAAUUUAGAGAUGGAAACGACAUAAUGAAACGGAUCUGAUUAUAGCUAAAAGAAGAAUCCAUGCGAUAAAUAUGUCCAGAGGGCUCAUUGCCGUUAGGUCAACAUUUUCUCUCGAACUUUUAUUUUCUUUACAUUGUAAUGGAUUUGUGGUUCACCAUUAAAAUUGUACGAAAUUUGGAGAUUCAAAUCAAUCUGAGACGGUAACACAAUAAACAUUCGAUUGGGUUCCUAAAGUGAUUAUUGCUUAUGAUGAGGGCAUCACAUCUCAUGUUAAACCAGACACGUAUAGCAGAAAUGUUUUAUAUACUGUUUUCGAGGUUUUAAAUGGGCAUUAUAACGAUUAUGUUAUUACAAUGCGUGAAUUUGCUAUAAUUACUUUUCAUUCUUACAAAGCUUAAGGUAUUCUGCAUGUUUAAAAAUUCUUUUUACAAUGUAGAGUUUGAUUAAACCAAGUUUUGUUAGAACUUCAUACUUACAAAGUCGUCAAAUAAGAAAAAAACGUAGGGUCGUGUG
Messenger RNA from Mercenaria mercenaria, 3666 nucleotides. Its product is annotated as probable serine/threonine-protein kinase pats1. Gene Ontology annotation, molecular function: protein binding. The transcript has 5 exons. Gene Ontology annotation, biological process: signal transduction. Bases 935 to 3091 code for a protein of 718 amino acids. The record is from RefSeq and is a predicted model, not a curated record. Lineage: Eukaryota; Metazoa; Mollusca; Bivalvia; Venerida; Veneridae.